Lineus longissimus is the source of this 4945-nucleotide messenger RNA. RefSeq names its product EH domain-containing protein 3-like. NCBI's taxonomy places the organism in Eukaryota, Metazoa, Nemertea, Pilidiophora, Heteronemertea, Lineidae. Gene Ontology annotation, biological process: endocytosis; endosomal transport. The transcript has 3 exons. Gene Ontology annotation, molecular function: calcium ion binding; protein binding; GTP binding. The record is from RefSeq and is a predicted model, not a curated record. Gene Ontology annotation, cellular component: cytoplasm; plasma membrane. The coding region runs from base 483 to 2183 and encodes 566 amino acids.
UAAUCUAUGUUCACUUUCAUUUUCAGGGGCUGGCCUGACCUUUGAACUUGAAGGAAACAUGAUUUUCACCACUGGAAAUUUAAAAACCAAUGUUGAUAUUUCUAUAGUUUUGACUCGCAUGACUUACAUGUAUGCAAUCUUUGUCCUUUGAGAAGUAACAUUUUUAUUUACCAGAUUUUUUCCUGUUUGAAUUUCUUUUUAUAAGCCAUAAACCAGGGGAUGGCCUACUGACCCAAAUGCAUAGGCCCUCAUGUUGGUGUGACUGGAUGAAGGCCCUGAAAGAGAUAAAUGCAUUUUGGAUGAGGCGCAUGCAAAUUGGUUGCAAUGCCAGAUGUUGUGCUUUAUCUUGCGAAUCGACGUACCAUACACAUUGCAGUUGUUCACCACAUCUCUAAAACUGUAUCUAACGCCACUUUUGUUUGGAGUUUUGAAACUAAAGCAUCAUCGAUGAACGCUGGAUAUCAUUCUGGAGUAAAACUUCCAUGGGCUCUGAAAUCUCCCUUCCUGUGUUAACCCAGUCAACAGACGAACCAACAACUCCGACCAGGCCGAAACCAUAUUUGUCUCACAGUCAGCCCAUGGCAAGCGGCUCAUCUUCCGGCAGCGGUAUGGAUUGGUAUCAAAAAGUUGUUGACGAGCUCAAACUUAUGUACCAUGACAUUUUGUUACCAUUGGAACAGGACUCUGAGUUUGCAGAAUGUCAUUCAGGGUAUCUUGAAGACAGUGACUUCUAUGCUGUCCCACUAGUCCUUAUCAUUGGGCAGUACUCCACAGGAAAGACAAGUUUUAUUCGGUACCUUCUUGGCGAGAAUUUUCCCGGGAUGCGGAUAGGUCCAGAGCCGACAACGGAUUGCUUCACUGUCAUCAUGAAGGGGAAAAAUGAGUCGAUUCUUCCAGGAAAUGCUGUGGUAUUAGAUCGCAACAAGCCAUUCCGCUCUUUGUCUAAGUUUGGAAAUGCAUUUCUGAAUAAGUUCUACUUAGCCCAGAUGGACAACCCAGUCUUGGAUAGCCUGGCGUUUGUUGAUACUCCGGGAAUCUUAUCAGGUGAUGUCAACAUGCUGAACCGUGGCUACAGCGUCUGUGAUGCUCUGGAAUGGUUCGCGUCCAAAGCAGAUCGUAUCAUUCUCCUUUUUGAUGCAUUCAAGCUGGAUGUCUCUGAAGAAUUCCGACGAAGUAUCGAGUCAAUAAGUAAAUAUGAUUACAAGAUGCGCAUCGUCCUAAACAAGGCAGAUUCAUGUGGAUCACGAGAUUUGUUACGUGUUUACGGUGCAAUGUUGUGGGCAUUGGGGAAGGUGUUGUCCUGCUCGGAGGUCGUUAGGGUCUACACAGGAUCAUUUUGGGAUGAACCGUAUGAUUUUGACCACAACAGGAACCUGUUCGAUUUGGAGAAGCAAGCAUUGAUUGAUGAUAUGAAAGUUCUGCCACGUCAUGCCAUUGUUAAGAAAGUGAACGACUUCUGUCGUAGGGCCAGAUUGGCCAAGGUUCAUGCGUACAUCAUCAGCGCCCUGAAGAAGGAGAUGCCGAGCGUGUUCGGCAAAGACGCCAAGAAGAAGGAAUUGUUAACCAAUCUUGACAAGAUCUACAAGCAGAUCCAGCGAGAGCAUAACAUCUCACCCGGAGAUUUCCCACCGAUAGAGCGCAUGCGGGAUAUGCUGAAAGACCAGGACUUCAGCAAAUUCCAGCCGCUGAAGCCCAAGUUGAUUGAACGCGUCGAUAAUAUGCUGGCAGACGACAUCGCUCGUUUGAUGCAGAUGAUACCGCAGGAAGAAGCCAUCAAAUCGGAGCAGCCGUCUGUUAAGGGCGGGGCGUUCGACAUGGUAGAAAAUACGCCGUUUUCUACAGGUGCCUUGGAGGGGGCUGACAGGGGCCGUGGAACCGGUCAGUGGGUAGUCGCAGAAAACCAGGCCAAGUAUAAUGAGGACUUCCAGAAACUUGGCCCGAUCGAUGGGAAGUUGAGUGGAGCGACAGCAAAGGCUGCUCUGUUGAAAAGCAAGCUCCCGCAUACGGUUUUGAGGAAAAUUUGGGAGCUUUCUGACAUUGACCUGGAUGGGUGUCUAGAUGCUGACGAGUACGCCCUCGCCAUGCACUUAGCAGAUAUCAAAGUCGGAGGUGGUGACCUCCCGAAAGUGCUGCCAGAUCAUUUGGUUCCCCCUUCAAAGAAAAAGGAGGGUUUCUCUCCAUAAUGUUUGACAUUUCUAAUGCAGCUGGCCGUGUAUUGUAUUCUCUCAUAUAAUGGCUGUUUUACCUACUGCGGAAUCAACUGUGCUUGCAUGGGUUUUGUUGGCUUGUCUUUAAAAUACAAAAUGAAGUGGAUUUACUUAAUUGUUUCAAGAACUUGAAAAAUAAGGGUUUUUUUGUUGAAUCAGAAUUGAGGAAUCCAUGUGGCAAAGUUGUUUUGCAGGACCAUGGACCAUGAACCUGUAGUAUAUGGACUAGAUUUGAAUGUAGAGAGUGGCUGUCUUUUUAAGUAUCCAACAGAGUCUUCGAAUCAUAAGAGUGGUGAUGAUACUUUUUUGUGGGUUUCCAUCUUUUGGUCUUUGGUCUCUGUCCAGUCUCGUCUUCAACUCUUUUUGAGAAAAUCUCAACUGUGGAAAAUUUUAGAGCAUUUUGGGGUUAGGGCAGCAGGACUGUUUGUCCAAAAAGUAAUGACUCUGUGAAUACUUAUGGGAUGGUCCUUUUGUAGUAUAGACUAACAGAGUUGUAAUUUGAUGUAAAUAAUAUAUGUCCAUACAGGGAUGUACAUGUACAUGAAUGUUUGUGUAACACAAAUUGAAAUUCUAAGCUAAGGUCAUUAUAAAAGGCUUUUUUCAAAAAAGUAAAGCAUUUUAGCAAACUUCUCCUAAUGCUGUUAUACUUUGCACACAUGACUGUGAUGAGGCUUAUUUAGUCAGUCUUAUUCUCGGUAAAGUAAUCAAUUAUCGAGAUGGCUGAGUAAAUACUAGUCUAUUGUGUCUGUUUACAUUUCAUUUGAGCAGAUCAUAAUUUCUCAGGCUUCUUAUCCUCGGUAUCAUUCAUUGUGUUCUAGCCAAAGUAUUAGGAAACAUCUUCCCCGUCUAUCUCCCAUUGCAUUUUAAAGUUUCGACAAACACUUUCCGUUGUUUCAUCGUGAAGCGUUAACCAGACUGUUUCAUGGUAUUGUUAAUCAAGUAACAAUCUUUCCGUCAAAAGUCGAUCAUCAUGCUUGGGUGAUUGAUGAAUAUGAUUCACUACAUAUGUAUUCCUUAUAUAAAUGAUGUCACUUAUGUCAAUUUAUUUAAAGCAAAACUAUGUACAUGUAGUUGGUUGUAUUCCAAUGUAUCGUCAACCAGGUCAGUAGACCACUGGACAUUAGUAUUUGCAUGUUGAGCUGUUCAACAUAAAUUCUUGCUCCCUGGUAAUAUUGUAGUACAUACUUUAUACACUUGUGCCAAUUUCUCAUUACUGGCCUCAGGCAUUCUAAAAAUAUAUUGAGACGAAUGCUGCCUAUGCUGAUGAUUGGAUAUAUGAACGGAUUGGAUUAGAUUAAAAAAAUUGUACCAGUAUGUUUUUGAACAGAACUGUGGAAAUCUAACUAUCAAAAUAACCAAAAACACAGCACAGCUUUCAGUAUUUGUAUUUUGACUGUGCUGUUAAUGAAUAUGUUUGAGAUGCAACUUGUAAGAUUCCCCAGUUACAUCCCUUCUACCAGUUAGAUCCCCGGUACGAUCUCUGAUGUUUUGUACAUCAUGUCGAGGCCAAGUAGGGCUGUAGUGCACAUCCAGUGGAUUCAUUUGGACUUUUUUCAAAGCCGGUGCUGGGGCACUAGUCAUGACCUCGUCGCAUGUCUCACAUGUGGAUGUGUCAUGAUGAACCUAUAUCCCUAAAAGUUGACAAGUUUCCUCAAAAGUGGGACGACAUCUGGCUCCUAAAUUGAACUUGCUUUCAGUUUAUACUACAUACAUGGUCGUAUUUUUAAGCCUUUCCUGCAUGUAUCCGGUCAACAAAUUCUAUCAUAAAAUGUCUGUAACCAACAUUGAUGUACAUAAUUGGCAGGCUCUUGUUAACCUUGUCCCAAGGUAUAGUGUCUGCAUUACACUGCUGUACAAAACAUGAGCUUUAUCAGACCUGGUAACUCAGAGAAGUAAUUUUGUGAGACGCUACAGGGUGCUGCAAAAAUGCAUUGAUUAGUCAUUUAAGGGGGCUUUGUGCCAUUCAUUUCCAGCAGAAAUCCAUACUUAAGCCGCUGGCCUUAUCUGUUUGAAUUUGUUGAUGCAUUUUUGUUACACCCUGUAACUACCUGCAUGUGCAUGUGCAUAGUUAGAUUUAUAGGGUAUAGGACAUGCAUUGUAGGUUGCCAUGUCAAAGCCACGAAAACACAUUAUAUUGUAUAGGCUUUAUACUAGUCAAAUAAACUUAUUGCCACCUCUUCUUAAUGAGACUCGCUAUCUUCCUGAUACUGUCACACAUAAAACUUAAUCCUCAAGGACAACUUGACAAGUCAUGUUUCAAAAACAUUAGAAUCUUGCUGUCUCGGUGGUAUUGUCUGGGUGGUGAUGUUAUUGUAGUUUAGGGAUAUCCUGAUUGACAUCCUGUUCAGUGGAACCUCUUUCAGGAGGCCACUUUCUAUUUAGGACAGUGGUUUUCGUUCCAAAGUGGUUGUGUCUGUACAAUAUUGACCUCGAUAAUCAGGACACUUCCUUAAUGAAGACAUCAUAUAUCAGUCCCAAGGGUGUCCAUGCUAGAGGUCCUGCUGUACUUUGCAAAGAUUCACGAGCCAAAACUGCAUGUCUGAUAAACAGGACACUAAAAAGUAUUUUUCAACAGAUGAAUAUUAAAAACCAUUGUGCUUAUAUGCUUUGGGUACAUUAUUCAUCCAGGAUAAUUGAGAGCCAAAAUGAAUGUGUCAUUAUCACAAACUGAGUAUUUGAUUGUAGCUGUUCAAUGACUCUGCCAAGCUGAAAUAAACAUGUUGAAUUACUGAGUAAAA